This is a messenger RNA of Parnassius apollo (apollo), 339 nucleotides long. NCBI's taxonomy places the organism in Eukaryota, Metazoa, Arthropoda, Insecta, Lepidoptera, Papilionidae. The record is from the annotation of a GenBank genome assembly.
AUGUACAAAGUAGUCAGAGUUUCGAUCCAGGCAGCCAUUCUCAACAGAGACAAGCCAUCUGAGGACACAGGACAGGACACAAGACAGGCCACAGGACAGGACACAGGACAGGACGCAGGACAGGACACAGGACAGGACACAGGACGGGACACAGGACAGGACACAGGACAGGGCACAGUACAGGACACAGGACAGGACACAGGGCAGGACACAGGACAGGACACAGGACAGGACACAGGACAGGACACAGGGCAGGACACAGGGCAGGACACAGGACAGGACACAGGACAGGGCACAGGACAGGACACAGGACAGGACACAGGGCAGGACACAGGAUAG